CAUAUGCAACUUUACUUUGCCGUUCGUUGACAGAGUCUAUCAAUGUUAGUGAGAAUUUGGGGAGCGAAGGUCCCAUUUUCAGGCCACUUAGAGCUAUUGUUUAAUUUGUGUUGGGGUCAGACAAUAUUGCACUAAUAAAUGAGCCAUUUGGGCUUAAAGCGUAUGCUUAAUUGACCCCGUGCUUUCCUAAGGCAACCUUUGGGGUGUCCCGCGGUGGGACAGAGGACAUGUUGCCCAUAAGGAGACCUGAAGGUCGCCUGAGGGAAAUAAUGAGCUUUAAAGCCCCGAGGACAUGAGGUGAACAACACAGGCAUCUCCCCACAUGUGUCCCUCUGGAGUCCCGGAGAAGGAAAUCAGCCCCGGAUGGAACCCAGAGGAGGGACGCCCCCACUGCCUCCUGGUACCCUGGCAUUUCUCUACCUAACGUUAGGAUUUUCGGUACUGCAGUGGAGGAGAAAUUCAGGGCAUAUGAGGAUUACUUACCCCCAGGCUGCAUACUUAGCCAAUGUUGAUGUUUAAAUGGCAAAGGAAAGGUGUGUUACUUCAUCUUCCCGGGUUUUUGGCACCAUAUGUAAGGUAGUUUAGUUCAAAAGAUGGGCAACAAAGCCAAAUGGGAAGAUGUCAAAGAAAAGUUUUAUUUGAGAGAAGCCUCAGGGGGGCCCCGGCCAGCAGAAAGGCUGCUCAGAGGGGAAAGUGUGCGGUCAGGUGGUGGGAUUCUCUUUCUAUGGCCUUUCGUCCACUAGAGUUUUAUAUGGUGUUUUGGACAUGUACGAUAUGUGACUUUUGGCCAAUGGGGAAUUACAAUAACUUGUCUUGUAACUUUUGGCAGUGUCUAGUUUGCAGAUUCCAACAGGGGAGGCGAGACGGGAAGGGAGCAACUGUGUGGCCGGAAGUGGGGCAACUGAAGGGGGUGGUAAGAAUUUCUAAUUUCAGUAAAUCAGUGGUGUGAAAUGGGAAAGGAAGUGGGGGGAGCAGUGAUAAGCUCUAGCAAAGACACCAAUGCUGUGAAGGGAAGGGAGGAGACAAGGAGAGGAGAGGUAGCAACAGGUGGUCUAGCUUUACAUUAAAAGAAAUGCAGGAAGGGCUCAGGACUCAGACCUUCAGUGAGGUCUGGAUCUGCCACCCUGGAAUUCACACAGCAACUGUCCACCUUGCACAGGGCAGAUGUGGACACCUCCCGGGGGAUCUCCAUGCCCCCUGGGCCACUGUUAUCCAGGGAACCUGCUGCUUGUUGUGAAUGGUCAAGAUAGGACACGAAAAGGCUGGGAGGUACCCAGAAACGGGAGGGUACUCUUCAGAAAUUAGAAAACAGUAAACAGAUUUCCAACCAUCCCCAUUUCCUUCUGCCUCCACUGAACACACCUGUGUCUCCCUCCAAGACAAGACUGGUGAACCAAACACACCUACUCACAAGUGCUGCAAACACAGUAUGUGAAGCUGACUGAUAAGAGGCAGAAACAAAGGUGGGGUUAAGGGCCAGAUGGUUACCCUGGCACCACAGAGCUCCCUUCCAGCUGGUCACUGCCCAUUCUAGAAAGUUCCCAGCCUGGGCCAAGCCCAGAGCUCAUUCUCCUCACCUCCAACCAACAUUGCUCCUUCAUGCAACCACCCCCCACCCCACCAUGCUAUCCCCUCACGUAGCUCAGGGCAGUGGGCACUUGCCUUCAGGUGGAGGCACUGUCCUUGCCAUCCUGUGGCACCAGCGUCCUUUCACAGGGACCCCAGGUGGAGGAGCUUGACAGGGUACUGUGGGCACAGGCCUCAGGGGCUGACGGUCUCAUGCAGACGGGAUCAUCAGUGAUGGUUGCAUUUCCAUGAUCUCUUACUUUGAAUUCUUGGCAUUUUUAUCUGAUAAUUUAUUAGGUAUUUCCAUCUGUUAAUGUGUGCAAAGUGCUUACCAAGGGUUUUGAAAAGUGAAGACGCUUUGUUCUGUUUCCUUUACAAUUGCAAAUCAGUGUUAUUGUUCUUGUUUUUAAUGUGGUGUGGAUUGGGAGAAUGAGAGAAAGAAGGCAGUGGUUUCUAUUCUUUCCAAAAAUUAAGAGAAGGGACUUUCAGGGAGAAGGUCUUGGCAAAUGGUGCCAAUAAAAGAACAGAGAUGAAACAAAAGGAAACACCUCAGUAUCCAGCAAAAACGAGGACACAGAGCAUAGUAAUCUGUAUUAAGCAAUCUUGUCUGCCUCUUCCACCAAGUCAGAAAUGCGGAACUACUCCAUGGGGUUCAAAUCGGAUCCCUUACUCAUUUGUUGUGUAAUUUGGGGAUAAAUUAUUACCUGUAAGACUCUUUCUUCAUCAUUAACCAGUAAUAAUAUUAUUACUUACCCAUUAGCGUUUAGGGCAGAUUAAAUGAGAUAAUGCGUGUUCAGGACACAGCACAGACAGACUCACAGACACAAGACCUUAAUAUCCCGUGGUAAGAGGUGAGAGGCCAGAGGGAGAAGAAGAGGAAAGCCUCCCUCAGAGGUCCUACUGAGAGAUUUCAGCCAGCCCUGCAGAGAGAUUUGAAUGGACUCUGUGAUGUGAUAGUAACACUCUCCCCUCUGCAAGGAGCACAAACGGUGUCCUCGGGAGCUUGUCCCUGGUGCACGCGGCCAAGCAGGUCCUCCGAUCCUGGGUGUUCUGAGGUCCUUUCCCUCCCAGGAGAAGCAGCAUCCUGAGGACUCUGGGAGGUGAAAGGGGGUGUGGGAUUUGUCCCAGAGGGGCUGGGGGACAAGGAGGUACUGAAUAAGACCUGUGGGUGGCUGUGAAACUUUAACCAUGGAUGGGACAUGGCGUCUUCUGAGGCAGUAACCUGGGCAGUUAGAUGUGGGGGUGGUGUCCCCAGAAACUUUAUAGGAAGAACCAGGUGGGUCUGGCCGUAGCCCCUCAGAGGACAGAGCGUGCUGUGGAGGAGCCACAAGGCAACUACUACUCAGCCAAGGAAGUGAUCCUGAACCUAAAGAUUUUAAAAAGUGUUGAUCACACAAGAGAAGACAGUAGUAGAUUCUUAAGAGAGAAUAUCAGCAGUCUCUCCCAGCUCGUGUGAUUAUGAAAGCCCAUCAGUCAGGCUGCAACCUGGAGUAGAAUCCACCAGGUAACCCAACCACUUCUCUCUUCUAAUCCUGCCCACACAGUGCUUCAAAUCACAUUACAGUGGUUCAGCCAACCAGGAAAUGUGACCUUUACAAAGAGCUUUAAUACUUACGUAAAUAAAUAGUAAUGUACAAAUGUAAGUGCUGACUUAAAAAUAAGUAGGAGAUUAUAUGAAAAGCUUGUUAAGCGGAAAUAGAAAGCCCUUCACGUGCUGAAGGAGAUGAGGGUCAGGCACGUACGAGGUAUGGCAAGCACUGGUGAAAGUUAUCUAAAAUUUUCAUGGAAAUAUAUUGAGAAAUGAGAGAAAACACUUUAGAGUGAUAAUAAAAAAAAAGUAAAUAAUUCAUGACUGAGAAAGUAAAAUGCAGUGAGAAAUUUUAGUGCUUAGAGAUGAAUCAUUCCAUAUGAAAAGCCCCCGUACACACCUGCUCCCUCUGCCCUUUGGGGCGUUUCAGAUGGGCAUCCCCUCACCCAGUGAGGUUAGACGGGGGACGGGUGCUCACCCACCGUGGAUGAGUGACAGACCCGAACUACUGCUCCAGUCCACUUGCACCCACUGUCCCACCUUGGGGCUGACUCUUGGCCCAGCAGCUGCAGAAUAUUCCUCAUGGGUCCUCCCCACAAGCCAGAGGGCUGUGCACAUCACCAAAUAGCACGUUUGCUUGCUUUGUUUGUAAUCUUUUCUGCCAGCUUGGUUAUGGAUCUAAAACCCUGGGCUUAAGCUGUCAGAUUUCCUUGCUUUCCUGUGUGCUUGGCCAUCUUUACCCUGCACUUCCUACUUCUGCAGAACACUCCACUGCUCACAGACAUGGAAGAGUCCCCAGUGCCCCCUCACACUCCGUUAUCUGCAUCCUUCCCCUCUGUUGUGAAACACCAUUUGGGCAGCUGCAUUCCAGCUGAGGCAGAGGCCUGGAGAAUUGAGAAAACCUGGACAGAUGGGAGUUGCCAGAGAUGGUUUCUCUGGUCAGAGAGACUGUGAGGACAGCAUCCUGCACACCUGUGGACAUCGCAGUGACGGGGGACUCUGGCAAUGGCAUGUCCUCCUUCAUCAACACACUGCGGGGCAUCGGGCACGAGGAGGAGGCCGCGGCUCCCACUGGGGUGGUGAGAACCACCCUCACUCGUGCCUCCUACUCAUCCUCCCAUUUCCCAAAUGUGCUGCUGUGGGACCUGCCCGGCACAGGGGCUACGACCCAAAGCUUGGAGAAUUAUCAGCAGGAAAUGCAGUUCAGCCUGUGUGAUCUCUUCAUCAUUAUCACAUCUGAAGAGUUCAGCAUGAAUCACGUGAGGCUUGCCAAGGCCGUCGAGCACAUGGGAAAGAAGUUCUAUGUGGUGUGGACCAAGCUGGACAGGGACCUCCACACGAGUGCCCUCAGGGAGGGAGAGCUCCAGCAGAAUAUACAAGGAAAUAUCCUGGAAAAUCUUCAGAAGGAGCGGGUGUGUGAACCCCGCAUAUUCCUGGUCUCCAGUCUUGACCCUUCUUUGUACGACUUCCCAAAGCUUCAGAACACAUUGCAAAAGGAUUUCACCAACCUCAGGUGCCAUGGUCCCUUACAGAACCUGUUCCACACCUGAGAGAAGAUCAUUAAUGACACCUGAGACUUAGAGCCAGCAUUUAGCAGCUAUAAAUGUCAGCAUUACCCCAUACAGCAAUUGUUAAAGAAGCUGUAAAAGACAUCAGACUUCAGUUAGUGACAUGAAUGAAAUGUAGUUGGUUAGGACUAAGGUAAAUCAGACUAAUGGGUAAAGGAUGAUGUUGAUUUUGUUUUAAAACUUCAGUUUCUGUGUGAGAGCAAAGGAAGAGAUGUUUCCUUGGUGUAGAAUCUCUAUUUUCUAUAGCAUACUAGACAAUUUAGCCUGUAUGGUCAGUUUAACCAACACCAUAAUUGCAUGGAAUCUUGAAUAGGGAAUGAGAACUGUUUGGUUUCCACAGCAUAGUGUGAAGUCCUGAUACAACCCAGAGUAAUCUGUCCAGAGAAUAAAAAAGUAUCUGCAAAGACUGCUUGAGGGACUGGGGGAAAUGUGGACGUAUUAAACUUACCCACCUGGGGAAUUCCUGAUAUUCUCACAAGCAUUGGGGACUACCAACUUAGAGGGAGGAAUGCUUGAUCUCGGGGCUGCCCUUAUGAACCGUGUUUCUGCAAAGGAGAGGGUUAGUCAACUUAUAAUUGUCCCUAAGUGUCUACCCCAUGCGAACCCCUUUCUGUUGCUCAUAUGUAGCCUCUCUCUCUAAGCCAACUCUGCAGGGGGACUUGCUGCCCUCCCGCUUAUGUGGGGCAUCACUCCCAGUCAUGUAAAUCUCCCUGGCAUUGUGGGACAUGACUCCCAGGGAUGAGCCUGGACAGAAGAUCAUGGAAUUGAGAAAGUCUUCUUGGACCAAAAGGGAUGUGACUCCCCCAACUGUGGGUGAUAACUCUGAAUUAUUUCAUGGAGGUUUGGACACUGCCCAUUCAGGGUGCAUCUUGAUUAGUUCCCUGGACUACUUAUGAUGGGUCAAGAGCAGAUAGAGACAGAAGGACAUUUGGAGAUGCUAAGCUAAGAGAUGAAGCCCAAAGUUUGCCCCUGAGAAACAAAGAGAGGACCCCCAGAUGCUUAGACAGAAAAGCCCUGGGAGAACAAGUAAGGAUGCACAGGAGCUGAGAGGAGCAACGACAGAAGCCCAGAGACAUUUUGUAGAAAGCCAGUUUGAAACAACCCAGGAGCAAAGGACCAGCAGACACCAGCCACGUGCUUCCUCAGCUGACAGAGUGUGCCGGACAUCAUCGGCCUUUCUUCUUGUUGAUGCCUUAGUUUGGACAUUUUUAUGGCCUUAGGACUGUAAAUAUGUAACCAAAUAAACUGCCUUUAUAAAAGCCAGUCCCUUUUUGGUAUUAUGCAUAAAGGCAGCGUUAGCAAACCAGAACAGUAUCCUCCUGUAAUCCUUUGUGUUCUCUUCUAUCAUUCCCCCUUUCAUUUCAGAUUUUAGUCCUCUAUUUUUCUUUCAAGGUCUACUGUUUGACUUUUUUACUGAUCUUUUCAAGGAACCAAAUUUUGGUUUCAAUGAUUACUUCUAUUUUUUUUUU
Choloepus didactylus (southern two-toed sloth) is the source of this 6131-nucleotide messenger RNA. Its product is annotated as immunity-related GTPase family M protein 1-like. Gene Ontology annotation, cellular component: endoplasmic reticulum membrane. The transcript is spliced from 2 exons. The record is from RefSeq and is a predicted model, not a curated record. Gene Ontology annotation, biological process: cellular response to interferon-beta; defense response. Lineage: Eukaryota; Metazoa; Chordata; Mammalia; Pilosa; Megalonychidae. Gene Ontology annotation, molecular function: GTP binding; GTPase activity. The coding region runs from base 4021 to 4644 and encodes 207 amino acids.